UGAAUUGAGGUUACGUUACGAAAACAUGCCCGUACGUCAAAACAACGUUUAAAAAAUAAUUCCAAAAAAUUUGUAAAAACCGGCGUUAAUCGAGUGCUCAAAUGAAUAAAUCACAAUGUUUCAAUUACUACGAAAGGGUAGUUCUUCGAUCGAUAAAUCCCGGCCGAUGUCAAUCUUUAAUUUGAGCGGUACCAGGCUAGGAAAUUUACCCGAGAAAACGUGCCUAUUAUGUAAACUUUUAAACGCGAGCCCUAAAUCAUGCUUUCCCACUCGAGAAUAUUCCUCUGUUACAAAUCUUAGCUUAAAUAGUCCCAAAAGGAGGAAACUAAAAAAGAAAUUAAGCAAAGCCUAUUCGGAUAUUCUUGUUGUUACAAAUGAAUCCUCAAAAUUCAAAAAAGCCAAUGUGACAAAGUUAACUCCAUCUGAUUUAAACUUAUUAAUGACUACCAAUAUUAAUCUAAAUGAACUGUACAAACUGAAGGAUUUAAAUUCCAACUUAGAUAAAUUUGUUCCUCACACUUAUAGUAAUUUAACAGUAGAAGAUUCUGCCAUAAAUUUAGAUGUAGUUUUACCCAGUGAUACAAAACCAGAGCUUACCCCCAAAGUAAAAAAGAAUAAAACAAAAACAAAUAAAAAACUUAAAUCUGUGAUAACUGAAUCUGCUGAGGAAGAAAUGGGUGAAGCAGACCAUGUACUGCACAGUCAUCCACUUCAACCAGAACUGAUAGAGGAUACUCCAGAUCUAGUUGAAAUCCAGCCUCUCAUUGAAAACAGCAAGAGAAAAAUAACACACCGAGAGCAUAUGGCAUCAAAGACAUUAGGAGCCUUCAUUGAAGUGUGCAAUCAUUUAAAAAAUCCUUAUAGGGGUUUUACUGCUUUUUUAUAUCAUCAGUCAAAAUCUAAACAGUCUGGAAAGAUGUCUGGCUUACCAAAAUUGUCACCUAUUAAGAAUAUAAAUGUUUAUUAUACAUUGUUGAAGGGUUUUGCUGAUAAACAAGAUUAUGGAAAAAUAGUAAAAAUCUUAGACAUAAUGGCACAAGAAGACAUUAAACCAGAUUUAAACUGUUACACUGCUAUUUUUGAAUGCCUGGGAAGACUGAAUCAUAAGAAUUACUAUUUGAAGGAAAUCAGGAUUCAGACAAAAGAAAUGCUGGAGUGUGGUAUCACUUUUGAUCAAAUCAUGAACCAAGGCAUUUUCUUAAAUGAUGGCCGGGAUCAAGUUUUAAAGGCUUUUAAGGCUUAUGAUGAGUCUUAUUUUCCUAAGUAUGAAAAGCCCAAUUUUUGGUACAAUAAUUGCUUAUUGAAUCAUCUGAAUAAUAAGGAUCAGUAUAAUUUUGAAGUGAAGAAACCUAGGGGCUAUGGAGAGUUUAUUGAGGCAAGCAAAAUGCAGGAGCUUCUUAAGAAACAAACUGAGCUGGAGGAAAAAGGAUAUUUAGAGAUAAAAAGUGUAGAUAUUAAAAAUCCCCCACCGGACGUCGACUAUUACCGACAAACUCUAAAAGAACAUUACGAAAUGUGGACCGAGACUGUACAAGUGGCCUUCCAACGAGAUUUGGCAGCUCUAACAGCGCAAAGAGGCGCACUUAACUUUUUAGAGCCUUAUCUUCGCUGUAUUCCAAUGAAAGAUAUGGUCGAGCUAAUAGUGCAAGAGGCUGAAAGAUUGGCGCAUGGUUCGGAAACUUACAGCCCCCAGGUGCCUCUUUUAAAUAAAAUGUUAGGGGCCAAAGUAUACGCGAGAUAUCAGGUUUUAAGGAAGCAGAAAACCGGAGUGAUGGAUAAGAUGUUGUCUGUUCAUUCUAAGUAUUGUCAACAUUAUGCGGCUUCGCACACGGAAUUAGAAUCAUUGCCUACUUCGGAAAACCGUUUCAAUUCAAGGAUCCAGUGGCAACACUUGGAAUUACAAAACAUUAAACUCGGCACAUCAUUGAAUAUCGGUCAUCAGCCGUGGGUACCGGUCACUUUGAUGGCCAUCGGGCGGUUUUUGUAUAAUAUUAUCUUGUCCGAUUUGAAGAUUGACGUAAAUAGCUUGCGGUCCAAUACCAAACAUAAGAAUCUUUUGCCGGCAUUUUACAGGAUAUUCCGGUCCCAAGGGAGAUUGGUAAAGGAGGAGGUGAAACCGCACCCAAUAUUAUGUAAAUUAUAUAAAGCGUCACAUUCUGAAACCUUAAAACUACCUGCCAAUGAAGUGCCGAUGUAUUGCCCUCCGGUGCCAUGGACCUCGGUUGAGAACGGCGGUUAUAUUAUUGUUCCCACAGACUUGGUGAGGUUGCCUGUGCAAGCGUCAUCACAAAGAAAGAGAAUGGCAGAUGCCGGCAAUACACAAUUGUACCCAAACUUUGACGCUCUUAACCAGUUGGCUGGGGUACCUUGGAAAGUAAAUCAAAAAGUCUUAAAUAUCAUUCUUGAGGUUUUUCAAAACGGAGGAUCAUCGAAACUAGAUGUCCCGGAACCAUCUUCCUCGCUAAAACCACCUCCAGUUUCUUCACCCGAUAUGGAGCGAAACGAUAAAUAUCAGAUCCUCAAGCAAAAACUACAAUACCGACGUAAAAAGGCGGAAAUGCAUUCGUUAUGGUGUGACUGUCUUUAUAGGUUAUCUCUGGCGAAUCACUAUAAGGACGAUGUUUUUUGGCUGCCACACAACAUGGACUUUCGGGGGCGAGUUUACCCGGUGCCACCUCAUCUCAAUCAUUUGGGGUCCGAUUUAGCUCGUUCUAUGUUAGUUUUCGCUGAACCAAGGCCUUUGGGAAAGCAUGGGCUCGACUGGCUUAAAAUUCAUUUGAUUAACUUAACUGGAUUGAAAAAGAGAGAUUCCAUUCAAGAUAGGUUGGAGUAUGCUAAUGAUAUGAUGGGUUUGAUACUAGAUUCAGCCGAUAAGCCUUUGACUGGGCAGAAAUGGUGGACGGAAUCCGACGAGCCCUGGCAAACUUUGGCUUGUUGUAUCGAAAUUGCCGACGUAGUACGGUCUGGAAUGAAUUCCGCUGAUUAUUUGUCGCAUUUUCCGGUUCACCAGGAUGGUAGCUGUAACGGUCUCCAACACUAUGCCGCCUUAGGCAGAGACCAAGCGGGAGCGUUUAGCGUCAACCUGACCGCCUCGGAGACCCCCCAAGACGUUUAUAGUGCUGUGGUCGCCCUCGUCGAAGAACGGCGAGCGCGUGACGAAGAAAACGGAGUUGAGAUCGCCAAACUUUUAAAGGGCUUUAUCAAAAGAAAAGUGAUCAAACAGACCAUCAUGACGACCGUUUAUGGGGUAACGAAGUUCGGUGCUAAACUGCAAAUUGCCAAACAACUGAAGGAUAUCGAGGGUUUUCCUAAGGAUGCUGUUUGGGCAGCCUCACCUUAUCUUACAGAAUGCACCUUUGAUUCUUUACAAACGAUGUUUACGUCAACGAAAGAAAUCCAAGACUGGUUCACGCAGUGUGCCCGAAUGAUAUCGGGCCCCGGGGGCUCGUUGGUCGAAUGGGUUACCCCCUUGGGCCUACCGGUGGUGCAGCCUUACAUUAAAUACAAGAAAACCAGUAUGCCUCAUGGCUACGAGUCAUUUGCUCUGGACCAGUUUGAAAAACCAAACCUGAUCAAACAGAAAAACGCCUUUCCGCCCAACUUCAUCCACUCCUUAGACUCCAGCCAUAUGAUGUUGACGUCCCUUCAUUGCGAGCGAGCUGGAAUCACUUUUGUCUCAGUACACGACUGCUAUUGGACACACCCUUCUACAAUUCAAAUAAUGAACAAGAUCUGUAGGGAGCAGUUUGUGGCACUUCAUUCCCAACCUAUUUUAGAAGAUUUGUCCGUGUUCUUAUUCGACCGUUACUCUUACGACUUAAGGUAUGUUCAUUGUGCGAAUUUAUUCGCAAAUUUUAAUUUUACGUUUAAUUUUAGGGAUCUUCACGAUGACAUGUCCGUGGCGGGCCUCAACAAGAAAAAACUAAACCAAGUAUUGCGGCAGUUGCCGAAAACCGGAGAUUUCGAUAUUAAAAAUGUCUUGAAUUCCGUUUACUUCUUUAGUUAAUAUUUUAGGUUUAAAUAAAUUUUUCAUAUUGUUU
Anthonomus grandis grandis is the source of this 4040-nucleotide messenger RNA. It is a transcript of the gene mtRNApol, whose product is annotated as DNA-directed RNA polymerase, mitochondrial. The transcript is spliced from 18 exons. Gene Ontology annotation, biological process: mitochondrial transcription. Gene Ontology annotation, cellular component: mitochondrial DNA-directed RNA polymerase complex. The coding region runs from base 116 to 4006 and encodes 1296 amino acids. The record is from RefSeq and is a predicted model, not a curated record. Lineage: Eukaryota; Metazoa; Arthropoda; Insecta; Coleoptera; Curculionidae. Gene Ontology annotation, molecular function: mitochondrial promoter sequence-specific DNA binding; protein binding; DNA-directed RNA polymerase activity.